AUGGCUGCAAUGCUAGAAUAUCGAACGCAAGGGUAUAAUCCCUAUGCCGUUAAAUACUCCCCAUACUACGACUCUCGAAUCGCCGUCGCGGCAUCUUCCAAUUUUGGCAUUGUAGGCAAUGGUCGCGUAUUUGCGCUUGCGUUAACAGCGCAGGGCGUUCAAGUUGAGAAAACGUUCGAUACAAACGAUGCGCUGUACGAUUUGGCUUGGUCUGAGAUCAAUGAGAACCAGAUGAUUGUCGCUUGCGGUGAUGGAUCGUUGAAACUUUUCGAUUUGGGCGUCAACGAUUUCCCCGUUAUGAACUUCCAUGAACACAAAAGAGAAACUUCCUGGGACGGUACAGUCAAAAUCUGGUCACCGACACGCAACCACUCGAUAAAGACGCUUCCUAUUGGAACUUGCACUUACAGCACCUCCUUCUGUCCUUCCAGCCCCGCCUUGAUAUCCGCUGUGUCCUCCGACUCUCACCUGCGCAUCUUCGACCUCCGAACACCAUCAUCGGCCAAGUACCAUCUCACAGCGACAAUACCCGUCCAUGCGUCAGGGCCUCAACCAUCGCCUGGUGCUUCUGCACCAGCCGAGAUCCUCACCCACGACUGGAACAAGUACAGAGAUACGGUCAUAGCUACAGGUGGUGUAGACAGAGUUCUGCGAACCUUUGACAUACGGAAUCCCAGUGGUGGUCCCAUGUCUGUUAUGCAGGGUCAUGAAUAUGCUGUUCGACGACUUGCAUGGAGUCCUCACUCAAGCGAUACUCUCAUCAGUGCCAGUUACGAUAUGACGGUGCGUUUAUGGAACGACGGGUCGACGCAGCAGCAACAACAACCACAGGGUCCAAUGAUGGCACCUUCAAUAGGUACUCAGAUGGGUAUCAUGAAUCGGCAUACCGAGUUCGUUACAGGAGUUGAUUGGUGUCUGUUUGGCAUGGGUGGUUGGGUAGCUACAGUUGGCUGGGAUGAGAGAGUGUUACUGUGGGACGCCAAUAUGCUAAUGGGACAGCGAAUACCAUGA
This is a messenger RNA of Fusarium coffeatum, 1011 nucleotides long. RefSeq lists its product as uncharacterized. Gene Ontology annotation, biological process: protein import into peroxisome matrix. The coding region runs from base 1 to 1011 and encodes 336 amino acids. Gene Ontology annotation, molecular function: protein binding. The transcript is spliced from 4 exons. Gene Ontology annotation, cellular component: cytosol; peroxisomal matrix. Lineage: Eukaryota; Fungi; Ascomycota; Sordariomycetes; Hypocreales; Nectriaceae. The record is from RefSeq and is a predicted model, not a curated record.